CGGCGGCGGCGGAGGAGGAGGGAGCGAGGAGGCGCGCGGCCCCCCGCUCCCUCCCUCCCCCCCUGACCCCCGACCCCCGCCGGCCGGCCCCCCGCCCCAGCCCCGGAGGGAGCUCAUGGGAGUAUGAAGGAGAUGGUAGGAGGCUGCUGCGUAUGUUCGGACGAGAGGGGCUGGGCCGAGAACCCGCUGGUCUACUGCGAUGGGCACGCGUGCAGCGUGGCUGUCCACCAAGCUUGUUAUGGCAUCGUCCAGGUGCCAACGGGACCCUGGUUCUGCCGGAAAUGUGAAUCUCAGGAGAGAGCAGCCAGGGUGAGGUGUGAGCUGUGCCCACACAAAGAUGGGGCAUUGAAGAGGACUGACAAUGGAGGUUGGGCCCACGUGGUGUGUGCCCUCUACAUCCCUGAGGUACAGUUCGCCAAUGUACUCACCAUGGAGCCCAUCGUGCUGCAGUACGUGCCUCAUGACCGCUUCAACAAGACAUGUUACAUCUGUGAGGAGCAGGGUCGGGAGAGCAAGGCUGCCUCAGGAGCCUGCAUGACCUGUAACCGCCACGGAUGUCGACAAGCUUUCCACGUCACCUGUGCCCAGAUGGCAGGCCUGCUGUGUGAGGAAGAGGUGCUGGAGGUCGACAACGUCAAGUACUGUGGCUACUGCAAAUACCACUUCAGCAAGAUGAAAACGUCCAGGCACAGCACUGGGAGUGGUGGUGGCAGUGGAGGGGCAGGAGGAGGUGGCAGCACCGGGGGAGGUGGCAGCAGUUUCAUCGCUGGCCGGAGGAGCCGGUCUGCCUCCCCGUCCACCCAGCAAGAAAAGCACCCCUCCCACCAUGAGAGGGGCCAGAAGAAGAGUCGAAAGGACAAAGAACGCCUUAAACAGAAGCACAAGAAGCGGCCUGAGUCACCCUCCAGCAUCCUCACCCCACCUGCGGUACCCACUGCUGACAAGGUCUCUUCCUCAGCUUCCUCUUCCUCCCACCAUGACACCAACUCUCAGGAGACCUCUGAGAGCAGCAGGGACUCAAAAGGGAAAAAGUCUUCCAGCCAUAGCCUGAGUCACAAGGGGAAGAAACUGAGCAGUGGGAAAGGUGUGAGCAGUUUCACCUCCGCCUCCUCCUCUUCUUCUUCCUCCUCUUCCUCCUCUGGGGGGCCCUUCCAGCCUGCAGUUUCAUCCCUGCAGAGCUCGCCUGACUUCUCUGCAUUCCCCAAGCUGGAGCAGCCAGAGGAGGACAAGUACUCCAAGCCCACAGCCCCCACUCCUUCCGCCCCCCCCUCUCCCUCAGCCCCUGAGCCUCCCAAGGCUGACCUCUUUGAGCAGAAGGUGGUUUUCUCUAGCUUUGGGCCCAUCAUGCGCUUCUCCACCACCACCUCCAGCUCAAGCCGGGCCCAGGCCCCUUCCCCUGGGGACUAUAAGUCUCCCCACAUCUCGGGGUCUGGGGCCUCAGCAGGCACCCAUAAGAGGAUGCCCACACUGAGUGCUGCCCCUGUGCCUGUGGAGGAGACCCCUGAGACAGGCCUGAAGGAGAAGAAACACAAAGCCAGCAAGAGGAGCCGACAUGGGCCAGGCCGUCCCAAGGGCAGCCGGAAUAAGGAGGGUGCUGGGGGCCUGGCUGCUCCCUCCCUGCCCGGUGCCCAGCUGGCUGGCUUUACCGCAACUGCUGCCUCACCCUUCUCUGGAGGGUCCCUGGUCAGUUCUGGCCUGGGUGGUCUGGCCUCCCGCACCUUUGGACCUGCAGGAAACCUGCCCAGUCUGAGCCUGGAGUCCCCUCUGCUGGGGGCAGGCAUCUACACCAGUAAUAAGGACCCCAUCUCCCAUGGCGGCAGUGGAAUGCUUCGGGCUGUCUGCAGUACCCCGCUUUCCUCCAGCCUACUGGGGCCCCCAGGGACCUCGGCCCUUCCCCGCCUCAGCCGCUCCCCAUUCACCAGCACCCUCCCCUCCUCCUCUGCUUCUAUUUCCACCACUCAGGUGUUUUCUCUGGCUAGCUCUACCUUUAGCCUCCCUUCUACCCACAUCUUUGGAACCCCUGUGGGUGCCGUUAACCCCCUCCUCACCCAAGCCGAGAUCAGCCACACAGAGCCAGAUCUGGAGGACUGCAGUUUCCGGUGUCGGGGGACCUCCCCCCAGGAGAGUCUGUCUUCCAUGUCCCCCAUCAGCACCCUCCCGGCACUCUUUGACCAGACAGCAUCUGCACCCUGUGGGGGUGGCCAGCUGGACCCAGCAGCCCCCGGCACGACUAACAUGGAACAGCUGCUGGAGAAGCAGGGUGACGGCGAGGCUGGUGUCAACAUCGUGGAGAUGUUGAAGGCACUGCAUGCGCUACAGAAAGAGAACCAGAGGCUUCAGGAGCAGAUCCUGAGUCUGACGGCCAAGAAGGAGCGGCUGCAGAUUCUCAACGUGCAGCUCUCUGUGCCCUUCCCUGCCCUGCCUGCUGUCAUGCCUGCUGCCAACGGUCCAGUCCCGGGACCCUACGGUUUGCCUCCCCAAGCUGGCAGCAGCGAUUCCUUGAGCACCAGCAAGAGCCCCCCUGGAAAGAACAGUCUGGGCCUGGACAACUCACUGUCCACAUCUUCUGAGGACCCACACUCAGGCUGCCCGAGCCGCAGCAGCUCAUCGCUGUCCUUCCACAGCACGCCCCCACCGCUGCCCCUGCUCCAGCAGAGCCCUGCUACUCUGCCCUUGGCCCUGCCUGGGGCCCCUGCCCCACUCCAGCCCCAGCCACAGAAUGGCUUGGGCCGGGCACCAGGGGCAGCAGGGCUGGGGGCUAUGCCCAUGGCUGAGGGGCUGUUGGGGGGACUGACGGGCAGUGGGGCCCUGCCCCUCAAUGGGCUCCUGGGGGGGUUGAAUGGGGCUGCUGCUCCCAACCCUGCAGGCUUGAGCCAGGCUGGCGGGGGCCCCGCGCUGCAGCUGCCAGGUUGUCUCAACAGCCUGACAGAGCAGCAGAGACACCUCCUGCAGCAGCACGAGCAGCAGCUCCAGCAGCUUCAGCAGCUCCUAGCCUCCCCGCAGCUGACGCCGGAACACCAGACCGUUGUCUACCAGAUGAUCCAGCAGAUCCAGCAGAAGCGGGAGCUGCAGCGCCUGCAGAUGGCUGGGGGCUCUCAGCUGCCCAUGGCCAGUCUGCUGGCAGGAAGCUCCACCCCGCUGCUGUCUACGGCCACCCCAGGCCUGCUGCCCACAGCCUCUGCCCCACCCCUGCUGCCUGCCGGAGCCCUAGUGGCUCCUUCACUAGGCAACAACACCAGUCUCAUGGCCGCGGCAGCUGCGGCCGCAGCAGUGGCCGCAGCAGGUGGACCUCCAGUCCUCACUGCCCAGACAAACCCCUUCCUCAGCCUGUCGGGGACGGACGGCAGUGGCAGUGGCCCCAAAGGAGGGGCCUCUGACAAAGGAGCCUCAGCCAACCAGGAAAAAGGCUAACCCACCCACACCCUUCCUGACCCUCCCCCCCAUGAAGGGGGCAAAUCCUGGCCUGAGUGGUCCCAGCCUGGAGCAGGCACCUGCGCCCAGACACUGGAGAGCCUGGGGAGUGUGGAGCACUCCUGGUACCGAGGACCAAGACCAGGAGGGGCUCCCCACGCCCCCCUGCAUUGACCCCUUCCUGUGGGGCUCAGAGGGUGGAUAGGCUCCAAGCCUGGCUGGGAACCCCUAUGCUCCUCAAAUGUUUUUAGGUCCCCCCAUAGAGCAGAGUGGGCCAUGGCAUAAGCGUGGGGUGAGUUGGACCUGCCACAGAAGGUGGAGCAAGCACUUGGUAGGAGAAGUAGAGGUGUAGGCCUUGAGCCUGCCCUUGGGGGGAAGUCUGUGAUGGAAGAAGAGGCAGCCCUGCUUUACCUGCAGUCUCCUUCCAGCUCGGACAAAGGGCAGGAGGAAGCCUUCAGAGGAGUUCUCACUGGUCCUUUUCCCCCAUUCCCCAGGAGGGGUCACAAGCUGAGCUUGUAGCCGCCUUCAGACUAGGGGUCUGAGGAAGGAACCGGAUGACAAGUCUCCCACCUUUGGGCGGGGGUGCCCAGGGAUAGAUUGGGAGAGGAAGCCCAGCCCCCUUGGUGUCCUGCCCCUUGUUUGCACUAUUGGACUUAGGAGUGCCGAGGGUGGGGAGGUGGAGCUGCCCGACUGAGCGUGAGUGUGCGUGAGAGAGUUAUGUCUGUGUGCGUGUGCAUGCAUGUGUGUCUCCCCCUGGACCUGGAGCUUCCGGGGCAGGGACAGAAGCAGUGGGGGAUAAGAGAAAGGGGUUCCCAGGUCUUGUUUGCACCCUCCUCACCUCACCAACUUUGGUCCCUUUCUGGGGCACGAAUGGUUAACAGAAACCAGAACAGUACUCCAAUAUUGGAGAGUAACUGGGGGCUGGGGGCUCUGAAUCAGGGUAGUAUCCUGCCUUCCAGCUCCCCAGACCCCACAUGGUCUCAUUGCCCCCCUUGGAGCUCCCCUCCCUCUAUUGGUAGUGGAUCCUGCUUUCUUAGCACAAGGAGAGCCCCAGGAGUUGGGGGGGGGGGUUACAGUGCCACUUCCUGUAGUAAACACCUCCUGAAUUAGCCAGCCUGCCUCCCUAUCUCUUUCCACCACUCCCACCAACCAGGGGAGACUUAAGAUUAAGCUGACCUGACUUAACAGCUGUCCCUUCACCCACCAGCUAUUUCCCCAGGGUGUCAUGGGCAAGCCUCACCUUACAAAGUCCCCCUCCCCCUGCCCAGAGCCUGGUGGCAGAAACUGAGGGGCAAGCAGGCAGGUGAGGCCAGGCAGACGAGGUGGACAUGUGUGUGUGUUUCAGUUGCACUGGGGUUGGAGCAGGGAGAAGAUGUUUCCAGCUUUCCUGAUGCUCAUGUCUCGUCAGUCUCUCUCUGCAUGUGUGAAUUAUUCUGUGUGUGUUUCUGUUUGGGUUUUUGUUUUUUGUUUUUUUUUUAAAUAAAGAAAAGAAGAUGUGUAUAUUUUUGGCAAUGACAGAAACGUAGUGCAGAUAUAUUUUUGCCUGUGCUGCUCAACUGGUUUUUUUCUGAUACUGAAAAUAAUAUUAAUAUUCCUGUUGAUAAGACUUUGUAAGAUGUUAGGGAGCUGAUCAUGGAGGGGGGGGCAGGAGUCCUGCUAGGCGAUUUCUUAAGCACUUGCAAAGGCUUGGGGGUGGGGGGAGGCAGUUGUGAUGACCUCAGAAAAACUUACUACUACUAAAUAUCAGAAAGGAAAAGUAGAAUCAGUAUCUUAUGCCUCUUCAUCUAUUCCACUCUCUGGCUUCCUGCCCCCCACCCACUGAAAAGAAUACUCAAAGAUUCUUAUAAGUGUGGCCCACUCCGGCCCACACCCUUGCCCUCACCCUUGCUCUUGCCCAAGGCUGGCCCACUGAGAGUUGAAGGCAGCUUCUGUUCUAGAUGACCAGGAAGCAGACCCACUCCAAAGCUGCUAUGGAGGAGAGUGAGGUCCAUAUGAUUUAGUGCACUGGAACCAAGACCACCUCCCUCCUGACCACAGCACCCAGUGGCCUUGAGUCCUUUCUUAUCACCAGGAAUCUUGUCCUCCAGCUUUCUCCAGAUUUGGGCGCAGUGGCAGGCAGGUAGGUGAGACUUGAAGAGAGCCAGGCUGGGUUAUGAGUAGGUGCCAGCCCUCCAUUUGGGGCAGUGUGGACAAGAGAGGCAUUGCAGUUCUUGUUGAAGGAGCAUUAUAA
Molecule: messenger RNA, 5641 nt
Organism: Erinaceus europaeus (western European hedgehog)
Lineage: Eukaryota; Metazoa; Chordata; Mammalia; Eulipotyphla; Erinaceidae
Gene: MLLT6
Product: MLLT6, PHD finger containing
Exons: 20
Coding region: 124-3411 (1095 amino acids)
Biological process (GO): regulation of transcription by RNA polymerase II
Cellular component (GO): nucleus
Molecular function (GO): histone binding; nucleosome binding
Source: RefSeq, a predicted model, not a curated record